AUGGGUUUCAAGGGCAACAAAAAUGAAUACUCAUCAUUUAACAUUAACAACGGAGACGACGAAUACUUCUCAUUGACAACAACGGAAACGACAAAGUGUCGUGAUCAUGUUAUACCAAUUCAACUUGGUUCUAACGAAGAGAAGCGUUCAGAGACUUUCACUGCACUUUUUUUUAAAUUUUCAUUUUCGCAGCGGAUGAUAGUCGAAUCUUCGUCUUUUGCGGUGUUCACGUUGCAGGCUCACUUACCCCAUCCAAUGGUUCAACCCAUUCGAAGGGCUGAGAGCCCGCAUAAUAGCGAUGGGUGUAAAGCGCCCACAGUGUCGUGA
Messenger RNA from Ambispora gerdemannii, 327 nucleotides. Lineage: Eukaryota; Fungi; Glomeromycota; Glomeromycetes; Archaeosporales; Ambisporaceae. The record is from the annotation of a GenBank genome assembly.